This is a messenger RNA of Phragmites australis (common reed), 1539 nucleotides long. RefSeq names its product transcription repressor OFP4-like. The record is from RefSeq and is a predicted model, not a curated record. Lineage: Eukaryota; Viridiplantae; Streptophyta; Magnoliopsida; Poales; Poaceae. Gene Ontology annotation, biological process: negative regulation of DNA-templated transcription. Bases 131 to 1195 code for a protein of 354 amino acids. The transcript has a single exon.
AAACGCACGACGAUGCUUCCCUCGCUUCCAUCCCACACGUACUGGAAUCGCUAUAUAUAACACUCACUAGUACUCUCCCCAGCUUCAACAACCAGCUGAGCUCGCAUUACUGACUGAGCUAGCGUUAGCAAUGGACCAUGGCGGCGGCGGCGGCCGGAGCAGCAGCCGGCUCCGGGAAAGGCUGGCAAGGAUGUUCCGCCCUGGCUCGCUGCUCCGUUCGACCUGCAACACCAACGCGUCCACCUGUUCCUCCUCGUCCACGGCCCCCGGCGCGGGGGCGUCCAAGCCGCCGCCGAGCUCCGCGUGCUCUUCCAGCCGCGCGCUGCUCGCCGCGGACGCCGACGUCGCAUGCGACAGGGACUCCUUCCUCGCCUCCUCUCGCCGCGACUACGCGUCCCUCGUCGGCCGCACCGAGUCCUUCUCCACCGCCAUCGACCGGCUCCACCGCCGCUCGGUCGUGGCCCCGGCGCCUCCCUCCCGCUUCUCUGUCGACGCGCCGCCUCUGCUGGAGAAGAGCAACAAGGAGGAGAAGGGGAAUAGCCCUCGCGAGUACACUCACCACCACCGUCUCCAUGGGGUCAAGAACGACAAGGCCAAUAUGAAGCUGCUCUCCAACCCCUACGGCUUCAGCAGCUCGGACGACAACGACGCCGACACGGACGGCGCCGACGUCUUCAGCAGCGAGGCCGACGAUCUCGGCGGCCGCAGCGGGGCCAAGAAGCUGGGCGAGUCGGCGGAGACCUUCUUCUCCUCCUCGAGAAGCUUCUCCUCCGACUCCUCCGAGUUCUACACCAAGAAAAAGAAGAAGAAACAGCCAAAUAAGAAGUCCCCUGCAUCGUCGGCGCCCAAGCCGCCGCUGCCGCCCCCGCCUCCGAGGGCCAAGAGGGGUCAUCAGAGGCGGCAUCGUCGCGCGGCGAGCAGCUGCGACACGUGUGGCGUGAGGGACGGGUUCCGACCGGUGGUGUCGGCGGCGGAGGAGCAGGUGCGCAAGGGGUUCGCGGUGGUGAAGCGGUCGCGGGACCCGUACGCGGACUUCAGGUCGUCGAUGGUGGAGAUGAUCGUGGGGCGACAGAUGUUCGGCGCGCCGGAGCUGGAGCGGCUGCUUCGGUCGUACCUGUCCCUGAACGCGCCGCGCCACCACCCCGUCAUCCUCCAGGCCUUCUCCGACAUCUGGGUCGUCCUCCACGGCGGCUAGCGCUAGCUUAGCUUAAUCAGUAUAAUCAGCUAGAACCAUCUUGGUCACGGAUCGAUGCAGUACGUGUUAAUGAAGCUUCUUGUGAUCUGCUACUUUUCAAGAGUAAUCAGAAGGAGGAGCUAUCUUAUCUGAAUAAAUUUGGUCUUAAUGCUUAUCGUUCUUAAUGAACUGACCUGACCGUGCUGUUCUUGGCUUCUGAUUUGGAUUGAUCAGAGAGCGUCAUGGUUUUGUUUGCUAGCUAGAGCCUCGAGGCCGGCCGGUGCUGUACUACGUUUGAUUUUCGACCGGGGUCAAUCAUUUGGACUGUGGAGAUGAUGUAUGCAUGAUGGCAUGGCGCUACUCGA